Molecule: messenger RNA, 3227 nt
Organism: Malaclemys terrapin pileata
Lineage: Eukaryota; Metazoa; Chordata; Testudines; Emydidae
Product: sphingolipid delta(4)-desaturase/C4-monooxygenase DES2-like
Exons: 3
Coding region: 126-1094 (322 amino acids)
Biological process (GO): ceramide biosynthetic process; sphinganine metabolic process
Cellular component (GO): membrane
Molecular function (GO): sphingolipid delta-4 desaturase activity
Source: RefSeq, a predicted model, not a curated record
CAGUGCCUCUGGGAAAGCCAGUGAGAGGAUACAGCACACCUGCACAGGUGUCGCCGCCCCGGCCGGGAGUCCUGGUUCUUUUGGCACCGUGGGAACUGGGCCGGCUCCAGUGGAGAGGACGCAGCAUGGGGAACCGGGUCACCAGGGAUGACUUUGAGUGGGUCUAUACAGAUCAACCUCAUACAGAGAGAAGGAAGGAGAUCUUGGCCAAGUACCCUGAGAUCAAGAAGCUGAUGGGUCCAGAUCCCCAGCUGAAGUGGGUGGUGUCCCUGAUGGUGCUGACCCAGCUGGUGGCCUGCUACUUGGUGAAGGACCUGCCUUGGAAGUGGGUCUUCUUCUGGGCUUACGCCUUCGGGGGCUGCCUCAACCACUCCAUGACGCUGGCCAUCCACGACAUCUCCCACAACGUGGCCUUCGGCAACAAGGAGGCCAAGUGGAAUCGCCUUUUCGGCAUGUUCGCCAACCUGCCCAUCGGGGUCCCCUACGCCACCUCCUUCAAGAAGUACCACGUCGACCACCACCGCUACCUGGCCGGGGACGGGCUCGACGUGGACGUUCCCACGGCCUUCGAGGGACGGUUCUUCCACUCGCCGCCCCGCAAGAUCCUCUGGCUUUUCCUGCAGCCCGUCUUCUACAUCCUGCGGCCCCUCUACGUCAACCCCAAGCCCUUCACCGGCCUGGAGGUGAUCAACGUCGCCGUGCAGCUGGCUUACGACCUCUUGAUCUACUCCUUGUGGGGGCCCAAGCCCGUCUUCUACAUGAUCGCCGGCUCCACGCUGGCCAUGGGGAUCCACCCCAUCUCCGGACACUUCAUCGCUGAGCACUACAUGUAUCUCAAGGGCUACGACACCUUCUCCUACUACGGCCCCUUGAACUGGCUGACCUUCAACGUGGGUUAUCACAUGGAGCACCACGAUUUCCCCAGCAUCCCGGGCAGCAGGCUGCCGCUGGUGAAGAAGAUUGCUGCUGAGUACUACGACUAUUUGCCCUACCACACCUCCUGGGUCUGCGUCCUCUGGGACUUCAUCUUCUGUGACUCGCUGGGGCCCUUUGCCCGCGUGAAGAGGAAGUACAAAGUGGCCAAGGCGGAGUGAAACAAGAGGGUCACCCAACAGAGCUCCCAGCUCUCCAGCCUCUCAGGGACGGGGGGAGGUUUGACAUCAGGGGAGUUAUUUAUACCUGUUGCCUAAUACCAGAUGUGUACGCGCUUCAUUUAAGGGUCAAAUAUUGUCAAAGACUCCACUGACUGAGACAUGAGUCAUUAGGCAGCCUCACUGGGCCACGGGAGCAUGCCUCCUGACUCCUCGGCUGGUGUACAACUACCCACGCUCCUCCCAGCAACCAACACAGGGCAUGUGGCCAAUGGUACUGGGGCAUGGCUGAGAAGGGGGUGUGGCUAGGGCAUCUCCUGGGAUCCCCAGCUGCUGCUAACAAUCAGUGUCUAUUAGACUGUGCCAUGGACUAGCUUAGCAUCCAGAUGGCUUUCCUGCCACCUUCAUUCCCCCCCACCCCAGACUUCUUAUUAAAUGGUCCCCAGCCAAUCUGGAGCAUCAGCUGGUACAUGUACAUAGGUAUUACUACGGGCCACCAAAGAGAGCUCAAGUCUAGGCUGUAGGCCUGAUUCCCCGCUCCCUCAAAGCGGUGUGAAUCUGGAGUGACCCCCAUUGAAACCAGUGCCAUUGAACAGGCAUAAAUCAGGAAUAACUCCACGGGAGUCAGUGGGGCUGAUUCAUGCCUCCCUCCCCUUGCCCUAGCACUGACGUAAAUGAAACGAGAAUCGGGCCCCGUAUAAAAUGUGAACUGUAAUAAGUGCAUCCCCAGAUCUGCAAGAAAGGACCGUGCAUACAUAAUGCAAAGAUACAGCCCUACUUAAUUAGUCAUGUUCCUUAUAUUAAAAGUAACUCGAGGAGAAGCUUCUGUUGGAUCUGUGCCUUUUUUAGCUCCUUUGAUGGAAAAAAGAGACUGAAAAGAUUUUUUUUUUUAACCCAUUGGAAUGUCAACGCUGGUUUGGUUUCUGCUGGAGGGCUGCUUGGAGGUCUCCAAGGUGUCGCUUGAAACCACUCCUGGAAAGGAAACGGAGCGGCUGGCAGUUUAACAAAGAGCGCUCACCUCCCACCCGUUUAUUGGGUGCUUGAGUUUGUUGGUGUCAGUGGGGAUCUGGCUGGCUAUUUGCAAACCUCUGGUCCAUACCUGUCUUGCAUUAGCUCUGCAUGUUUGCCGUGGUGGGAUCAUUUGCUUACAAGUGACGGGUGGGGUUUUGAAAGUGUAAAUUAAGUUGGAGUUGUCAGAUCUUGCCCAAUGGUCUGUGAUGGGAUGUUAGAUGGGGUGGGAGCUGAGUUCCUACAGAGAAUUCUUUCGUGGGUGCUGGCUGGUGAGUCUUGCCCACAUGCUCAGGGUUUAACUGAUGUCGGGAAGGAAUUUUCCCCCAGGGCAGAUUGGCAGAGGCCCUGGGGGUUUUUCACCUUCCUCUGCAGCGUGGGGCAUGGGUCACUUGCUGGAGGAUUCUCUGCACCUUGAGGUCUUUAAACCACGAUUUGGGGACUUCAAUAACUCAGGCAUAGGUUAGGGGUUUGUUACAGGAGUGGAUGGGUGAGAUUCUGUGGCUUGUGUUGUGCAGGUCAGACUAGAUCACUGGUUCCCAAACUGGGGUUUGUGAACCCCCAGGGGGUUCACGAAAUGUUACAGGGGGCUCUCGGGGAAAAAAUUCCCUAAUGGCGGACAGAGUUGUCCCUAGGAAUCCCGGACAGCACAGGGCUAGCAGCCUGGAGACCCUGGACUUCCAAGAGCUAAGCAGAUCAAAGCAAGCAUAUCUAUCACACUGAGGAGAUUUAAACGUCAAGAUUCCUUAUAAGAAAUGGAAAGGGAGGUGGAUAUUUUUUGCUGUUUUUAAAAUUAAAUAGGCAGGUAGUAUUGUUUUUAAAAUUAUUAUGAAGAACAAAAUUAUUAUUAUUAAGCUUUGUUGUAACGUGCGUUGUUUGCCUGGACUACUCAAGACCUGAAUGCUUGUGUAGGAGGAACUCUUUGAGUUGGCUUCUUAAAUACCUUCCUGCUGUUUCAAAUCUGAUACUCCUUGAUGAAACAUAGGAGCCUUGUCUUAUAACAGGCUUAUUCAAAGUGAUACCAGCUACGGAAGUGAGAUCUUGGAAGAGUGUUGCCCGUUUUCAUAAUGUAAUAAAAAUAAUGUAAUUAUAAAUAAUAAGUAAUAAUAAAUCGUGUGUAGUAAGCAU